This is a messenger RNA of Gadus morhua (Atlantic cod), 1778 nucleotides long. RefSeq names its product rhomboid, veinlet-like 2 (Drosophila) (gene rhbdl2). Gene Ontology annotation, cellular component: membrane. The transcript has 8 exons. The coding region runs from base 596 to 1489 and encodes 297 amino acids. Lineage: Eukaryota; Metazoa; Chordata; Actinopteri; Gadiformes; Gadidae. Gene Ontology annotation, molecular function: serine-type endopeptidase activity. The record is from RefSeq and is a predicted model, not a curated record.
AUCUGCUUCUUACCUGGACUCUAAUCUACAGGAACCACGGUUUAGACCGAACUCUGGUUUACACUAAACUCCGGCUUAGACCAAGAGCAGUUUCCUCUUCAAUGUUUUUGUCAGAAAGAGGGAUUGUGAUUCCCUGUGACGUCAGGUGUGACAGGUGUGGCUCCCCCGCUUCAGGUACACGGAGACCAGGUAGGAGAAAAGCCAGGAAGGAGAAAGAGAGACAGAGUGUGUGUUUGUGUUUUUCCACCGGGACCCAGACUCUAAACAUUGUCCUCCCGAGCGCCGGCUGUUUGUUUGGUUGGAGGAAGGAAGUUAGUCGCAGGAAAGCCAUGAAGAGCCUGUAAUUAUCGGAAGGAGAACCCUCCCCUUCAGACUUCUCAGGCGGGCAGCGAGAGUCCAGUUCCAGGGCCAGGACGGACACAGACCGGAGGAACAGGUCCCGGUACAGGACGGACAGACACCUAUAGAAAGGUCGCGAGGAGGUCUAAACCGGAUCUUAACCUACAGACGCCCGGUCGUGUGGAGGUCCAGACCAGUCCAAUCCGAGUGGAAACGUGAGAAUCCCGGGUCUCUGCUCGACCACAUCCCAACAGCGAUGGCGAGCGUGGACGUGGAGGAGAUGUCUCCGUUCCCGCUGGAGCCCGACGGGACGCCGUGGCGCGACCAGCGGGAGCAGCGGGAACGCCGGCCCACCGGCUGCUGCGACCGCUUCCAGAGGAGCGUCUCCAAGUGGAUGCUCCCGCCCGACUCCCGGGAGACCUACCUGCAGCGCACCAACUGCUGCCCGCCGCCCAUCUUCAUCAUCCUCAUCAGCGUGGCCGAGCUGGCGGUCUUCAUCUACUACGCGGUGUGGAAGCCCCAGAAGCAGUGGGUGACUCUGGACGAGGGCAUCUGGGAGAGCCCCCUGACGUACCGCGCGGACCGCCGCUGGGAGGCCUGGAGGUUCGGCUCCUACAUGUUCGUCCACGCAGGGGUGGAGCACAUCCUGGGGAACCUGGUGAUGCAGCUGCUGCUGGGCAUCCCCCUGGAGCUGGUGCACAAGGGCUUCGAGGUGGGCAUGGUGUACCUGGCCGGGGUCCUGGCAGGUUCUCUAGCCAGCUCUAUCUUUGACCCCCACAGUGCCCUAGUGGGGGCGUCUGGGGGGGUCUACGCUCUGCUGGGGGGUUUCUUCAUGAACGCCGUCGUGAACUUCCGUGAGAUGAUUCCUCUGCUGGGCGUGUUCCGCAUCCUGGUGAUCGUCGCCAUCGUGGGCACCGACGUGGCCUUCGCCAUCUACAGACGAUUCCUGAAUGACGACGUUGGGAUGAAGGUGUCGUUCGUGGCCCACAUCGCGGGCGCGGUGGCGGGGAUGAGCGUAGGCUACGUGUUCUUCAGCGCCUUCAACCAGAAGCUGCUGCGGGACCCACGCUUCUGGCUCUGCAUCGCCGGCUACCUGGUCUUCGUGAUCGCCGCCGUGCUCUUCAACGUCUUCCUGUCCCCGGCGCCGUAGCAACGGCCUGGUCUAAUCGGCAGAGGUUUAAACUAUUAACUCAGGAUUUAUUCCCUUUAAGCAUCAGGAAGACAGGGUCAAUGAGGGUUCUCAGAGGAGUGGCGCCACCUGGUGGUGAACUCCAGCAAUACAUAAACAUGUCGACCACUGAAGAAUGGGACCAGACAACUUUACUACUGUGGUUUUUUACCGUCACCUAUUUUAUAUCUUGCGAUGACUAGCAGGUUUUUUUUUUUUUAUAGUUUGUGCGUUUUGUUUAAACCGUUUAAUUAAAAGUUGUUAACCGUCA